AUGACAAUAUAUAAACUCUGUGAAAGAGGACUGACAACAGCCACUUUCUUCUCUGCCUUGACAAAGGAGCCACCAGCAAUGAAACUCCACAUUGCAGCUCUCCUGGUCAUCUUCUGCCUUGGCAUCCUCACUAUGCACAUUGUGGAAGGGAGCAUUGGAAGUCAGUCCAUGCGCAGAUAUAAUUGUGUACAUCUGUCUCCACGGAAACUGAACAUCAAAAACCUUGUCAGCUAUGAAAAGAUACAAGGUCCAGUAGAGGCUAUCUUGUUUAUCAACAAAAAAGGUGUCAAGAUCUGUGUAAAACCUGAUCACAGACAGGCACAGCUUGCUAUGAAGAAUAUAGACGAAAGCCGUGCCACCGAAGGCAGAUGA
This is a messenger RNA of Indicator indicator, 372 nucleotides long. RefSeq names its product cytokine SCM-1 beta-like. The transcript is spliced from 3 exons. Gene Ontology annotation, biological process: immune response. The record is from RefSeq and is a predicted model, not a curated record. NCBI's taxonomy places the organism in Eukaryota, Metazoa, Chordata, Aves, Piciformes, Indicatoridae. Gene Ontology annotation, molecular function: chemokine activity. Bases 1 to 372 code for a protein of 123 amino acids. Gene Ontology annotation, cellular component: extracellular region.